AGCCAUAGCCUUUAUUUCAGAAGAAUGACGCGUAUCGAGUGACCCGUGACGAACUUGACGCUAUGUAGGAACACUCCGGCCGGUGUACUCCAGUGGACUUCCCACAACACUCCGCCCAACAUUCCCUCUCCCGACACACGCUCGGCACCGGCGAGAUGUCUAUCGUCAAGUCCCCACUUCCCGACGUCGCCAUACCUGAAGACGUAGCCCUGUUGGAUUAUCUAACGGCAGAUUUUGACGCCUAUGGAGACAAGGUUGCGUUGACUGACGGCCCCACGGGACGAUCUUACACGUUCUCUCAGCUGAAGGUUCUGUUCCGUGUGUGCGGCAGCGCCCUCACGCGGCUAGGCUUCAAACAGCAUGACGUGUUCGCCAUCUACAGCCCCAACCUGCCAGAGUUCGCCAUCAUUUUCUUCGGAGUCAUCGGGAUUGGGGGUACCGUGACGACGGUCAAUCCUCUAUACACUGUAGAUGAGCUUGCGCACCAGCUACAGCAGUCCGGGGCCUCCUACGUCAUCACCAUCCCCAUGUUUGCUGACAAGGCAAAACAGGCCAUGGUCAAGUGCCAGAAGAUCGAGGACGUGUACGUGUUCGGUGAGGCGGAGGGCUGCACGCCGUUCUCCAGCCUCCUGCGGGACGACGGCUCGGCCUUCCCGGCGGACGUGCAGAUCAACCCGCGGGAGGACGUGGCGGUGUUACCGUACUCCAGCGGCACCACGGGGCUGCCCAAGGGCGUCAUGCUCACACACUUCAACAUCAUAGCUAACCUGCAACAAAUGAGGCAGAAGAGUCUGUCUCUAGACCCCAACACGGACGUCCUGAUCGCGCUGCUGCCGUUAUUCCACAUCUAUGGCAUGGUCGCCAUCUUGGCUAUCGGGCUGGUCCAGGGGGCGAAGGUUGUGUGUCUGCCUAAAUUCGAACAAGAGCUCUUCUUGAAAUGCAUCCAGGACCAUAAGGUGACUCGCGUGUCUUGUGUGCCUCCUGUCGUCCUGUUCCUGGCCAAACACCCGCUGGUGGACAAGUACGACUUCUCUCACGUGAAGGAGCUGGUGAACGGCGCCGCGCCGCUGGGCAGGGAGCUGGCACAGGCAGUCGUCACCCGGCUGAAGUACCCCACCAUCCGCCAAGGGUUUGGAAUGACGGAGGCCAGUCCAGUCACCCACAUUGCUAUGGAGGGAGAGGACCUGCCGGGCUCGGUCGGGCAGCCCAUGCCUAAUACUGAAUGCAAGAUCGUGGAUAUACAGUCCGGUAAGCUGCUGGGCGAGGGUGAAGACGGUGAGCUGUGUGUGCGGGGUCCUCAGGUGAUGAAGGGUUAUCUAAACAACCCAGAGGCCACGGCCAACACCAUCAAGGACGGCUGGCUGCACACAGGCGACAUUGGUCAUUAUGACGGAACCGGAAAUUUUUAUAUAGUAGACCGUCUUAAGGAGCUCAUUAAGUACAAAGGAUACCAGGUCCCUCCCGCGGAGCUGGAGGCGCUGCUGCUGUCCCACCCGGACCUGCAGGACGCGGCGGUGGUCGGCGUGCCGGACCCCGAGGCCGGAGAGCUGCCCAAGGCUUAUGUGGUGAAAAAGGGGGACUCACGUGUCACGGAGGAGCAGGUCAUGGACUAUGUCGCAGGCAAAGUUGCUCCGUACAAGAAGCUCCGGUUUGUGGAGUUCACGGACCAGAUCCCCAAGUCGGCCAGCGGGAAGAUCCUGCGGAGGGUGCUGAAGCAGAAGGAGGUCGAGCGGCAGAAGGACAAAUAACUCUUGGUGUUACGUUGGAAGAACCUACUUAAGCUUAGCUUGUCCAGCUUAUUCUCUCUGCAAACCUUAUGACAGCUCAUAGGUAAUAGGUUAACACAUUGAAGAUCGCUUUGUUACUAAAAGAAAGUGCUUUUGAAAACAGGCUGGGAUUUCGGCUUACUGAAAAGAGGCAUUUCUAAAUUGUAUUCUUGUAAUUGUACCUAGAGAGUACUACCACAGAGGCUAGACGUACCUGUAGCACAGGUUAUCUGAGGUGAACCCAUCGUGGGUAAGUGGGUAAUACAGGCUCACUAAGUGCAUUCGCUUAGAAAACUGAGACGGUUGGCUACAGAUGGUCUAGUCGUAGACAUUGCAUAAUCACAUUUUGUGUGGUGUUUUAGUACAAAACACUUUCUUUUAACUCUUAAAGUCAGACAUAUUUUGUACAAGUUAAUGUUUGUACAUAGUACAUUAUUGAUAGAAAUAUGUAUUAAGCUGCUCAGCCAUUCUUCGUUAAAAAUGGUAUAGUGUUGUGUGCAGUCUGCAAGAAUUAUAGGAAUUGUACAGGAACUAUGUCCACAGGAAUGCUAGUCCACAGGAAUGUUUGGAACGUUAGUCCCCAGGAACUGUAGAAAUUGGGUCAUCGGUCAAUAUUGGAUAGCAAGGUUAGCAUCAAUAAAAUGGCAAAUUAAGAAUAUUAAUGACUAGGCUGCAGAACCAGCAGGAAAAGAUCUUUUUGACGGGAACUUCCAGUCGAUUCCCGGUUUGAGUUUUCUAAAAUAUUAAUGUUCACCCCAGAGACCAUCGUCGCCAUGGCAAAACAUUUUAUUACCAGUCUUUUUAGCUAUUUCUCGAUGCAAUUGUCAUCGCAGUUGUAGUGGACGGUACGAAGGUCACUGUCCUUUUUUUGUGUCAAUAAAGCUUCAACAAU
Messenger RNA from Branchiostoma floridae (Florida lancelet), 2658 nucleotides. Its product is annotated as 4-coumarate--CoA ligase 1-like. NCBI's taxonomy places the organism in Eukaryota, Metazoa, Chordata, Leptocardii, Amphioxiformes, Branchiostomatidae. The record is from RefSeq and is a predicted model, not a curated record. Gene Ontology annotation, molecular function: CoA-ligase activity. The coding region runs from base 156 to 1748 and encodes 530 amino acids. The transcript is spliced from 11 exons.